AUGGCCAGUAGCUGGGAUGGCUUUAAAUGGGGCUUAGACAAAUCCGUGGAGGGCAGGACUAUCAAAUGGCUACUAGUCUGAGAUGGCUCUAGGCCACCUGCAGCUUUAGAGGCAAGAUGCCUCUCAGUCCCAGUUGCAACGGAGCAACAGCAGGAGAGGGGACAUGCCCUCAUCUCUUGCUGGUGUGACUUCCCAAAGUGGACCACUGUGUGUGAUACAGGCUGCUGGACUAGAAAGGCCUUGGGCCUGAUCCAGCAAGCUGAUCUAAUGUUCUUAACUAUAGUAAUUGCCAGUUCUUCCCCCAUUGACUGCUACUUUUAUUUCCUUCCUCUUUCUCUGUUAACUCCCCUAUGUUGAAUUUUGGACUGUAAUCACCUUGGGGCAGGGACCUUGCCUCUUGUACUCUGUAAAGUACCAUUCACAUGGAGAGCAUAAAUGAUGACAUUGAUAAAGUGCCCUGCAGUCACCUCGGAUCAAGCAGAUUCCUGAAACAAUAAGCGAAUCCAGCAAGCCUGUAGACCAGAAUCAGAAAUUAAGAGUUGUGUACACACCAAAGAUUAUGUGUGCAUAGAGAGAAGAUGUCGUCCAUGUUUGGGAAACCUCGGACCACGCCCGGUGCCACUGAGCGCCACCUGCACAGCCUGCUCCCAGAAUGCAAUGUGGCCAUCUUAGGAUGUCGAGGAUCUGGAAAAUCAGCUCUGACGGUGAAGUUUCUGACCAAGAGGUUCAUAAGCGAAUAUGAUCCCAACCUGGAGGACACUUACGCUUCGGAAGAGGUGGUGGACCAACAGCCGGUUCUGCUGAAAGUGAUGGAUACGGCGGAUCAGGACGUGCCAGCGAGUUGCGAGCGAUAUCUGAACUGGGCCAGCGCAUUCAUGGUGGUCUACAGCAUCGACAGCCGGAAGAGCUUUGAGGGCUGCCAGCAGUACCUGGAAAUCCUUGCGCACCACUCCAAGAACGCCCAGCACGGAUGGCCCGUCCUCUUGGUGGGGAACAAGCUGGACAUGGAGCAAUACAGGCAGGUCACCAAAGCCGAGGGAACGGCCCUGGCCACCAAGCACAGCUCCUUGUUCCACGAAGUCUCGGCCUGCCUGGAUUUUGAAUCCGUGCAGCACAUUUUCCACGAGGCCAUCCGGGUGGUCCGGCGGGAGACGGAGGGGCCCUCGGCGGUCCGCCCGCUGUUCAUCUUGGAGGACAAGCCCUCCCUGCACCUCCUCCCGCCCGCCGCCGUGGCCUCCAAGCACGGCCUGGCCAGCUGCACCUACAACACUCUUUCCACGGUGAACUACAAAGAAAUCCCUUCCGUGGCCCAAGCCAAGCUGGUGACGGUGAAGUCCUCGCGGGCUCAGAGCAAGCGCAAGGCUCCCACGCUGACCUUGCUGAAGGGCUUUAAGAUCUUUUAAGACGGAGCUGCUGCAGGCGGCUGGAGGAACACCAAGGAACGGGCCGCCUCCAGCAUCCCUCGCACUCCCAGCUCCAUGGUUAGCAGCCGUUCUAAAGACCAGUGGGCUGAACUGCAUUGCGGACCGCCUGGCUCCCGGUACUUUUGCAAAGCAUGCUGGGAGGAUGGGGUGACCACACAGGCCCGUGGACAAACAAUGGGUCCAACAGGCCGCUGAGUCCCCUCUCUGUGUUCUGUCGCCAGCUGACAAUUCCCCUCUCUUGCAGCAGGUUUGGGUUUCCAUGAUUGUGUCCCCAUGAAGUUAGCAACCCCUUGUUUUAGCAGUGGGGUCCAUGGCUGGCAUCCAGCCAGACAAAUCCUGGGAGGUCUGCAUGGCAGAGCUGCUCCCAGGCAUGACGACUCAAAGGCUGCGGCAGGUCCUGAGCCCAGACGGGGCCAAGGCAAAGACUGAGCACCUCCCCUAAAGAUGUCAAGGAGGCCACAGCUGGUCUUUAUGACCAUGCCCAUUCUGCAAAAACAUCCCAGUUGGGUCUGGGUUUUUUGGUUUGAACCCCUCUGAUUCUGCAGAAGGCCAUUCUGCUGAGCAUGCAAGACCAUGAGAGGAGGUGAGAGGAGAGCUGGUCCGGUGGUAGCAAGCAUGACUUGUCCCCUUAGCUAAGCAGGGUCCGCCCUGGUUGCAUCUGAAUGGGAGACUAGAAGUGUGAGCACUGUAAGAUAUUCCCCUUAGGGGGAUGGAGCCGCUCUGGGAAGAGCAGAACGUUCCAAGUUCCCUCCCUGGCAGCAUCUCCAAGAUAGGGCUGAGAGAGAUUCCUGCCUGCAACCUUGGAGAAGCCGCUGCCAGUCUGUGAAGACUAUACUGAGCUAGAUAGACCCAUGGUCUGACUCAGUAUAUGGCAGCUUCCUUUGUUCCUAUGUUCCACGUACUGCUACUCUCCUCACCUUCCACGGAGCAGCUGAGGCUGUCUUGGAUUUGGAUCAUUGGUCCAUCUCUCUGCUUUUGGCUGUUAGCUACUCUCUGGGACCUCAGAGGGGGCCUUUCCUAGCCUGACGUGACCUAAAAACCUUCUUAUCUGGAGGUGCCAGGGCUUGAACCCGGGACCUUCCUUGUGCUUCCCCUGAGUGCUGACCUUUCCCUGAAGGCCAGAGGCACCAUGAGAGAAUUCCUGGCUUGCAUACUUGGCCUUUUCUAGGUUAAGGGAGCUCAGUGUGCCCAAAGGAGACCUCAGCUCCUGGAAAGGAUGAUUUAAUGUGAUCCAACAUAAUUUGGUCCCUACAGGUAAACGGAGCCUUUGUGGAUGAAAUACUAAUUCAGGCACUGAAGUAGUCUUCCAGAUACCUGUCUUGAGUUUUUUUGCCAAGUGCCUGGCAAAUUUCCCUCUGUCUAUGCACAACUGGAGAAACCGUCAAGUAUUUCUAGGGCCCUAAAAAUCAGGGAUUGGAGGAGACCAAUAAGACAUUCAAUCUAGAGGGGAGAAUUCUUAAGACCAAUUCUCUCUCCCCCACCACCCCGAAUGCUGCACCCAAGACACUGGUAUUCUGCAAUUGUAAUAAAUUAUUUGCAUCCAUUUGCCUAACUUUGCCUAAUUUCUUUUUAAAAAUCAUUUGGACUUUUUUGCACUUUGGCAAGGAAUGGGGCAGCAGAUGGGGACAUGGGGAGAGCCAAUUUGCAUGCCAGUGUGCGUGGGCAUGACCACACAGUGCUUGUGGAUUAAACAAAAAAUGCUCCUUGCUUUGGGAGAGCCCAGGGACAGGAGGCUCAGAGCUCACCAGUGGAUUGAGAAGGCACACAGAGCCCUCUGGCGGAAGGCUGGCAGAUAGCGGCUGGCUUGCAUUUUCUGUCUGAUCUUUGCCCUUUUGUAGGACACUUCACACAGUCCCUUGAUGGGUGAAUGUAUAAUGCAUGGGGAGGCAGCAUUGUGGCAGAGUAGCCAGCUUUGCUUUAGGAGACAGCUGCUUUAUCUUUGUUGCUUUUUUUUUUUUAAGGAAAGCAGAGUUGGAAAGAUGCAGUGUACAGAUUUUAAAGAAGUAGAAUUUUUUUUAAAAGAAAGAACGAAAUAGGAUCACAAAAUAUCCAGGUAUUCUUUCAGAUGCAAAAGCUUGCAUUUAAAAAAAAAAAAAAGAAUGGAUAUUGCACAGUAUCCAUUCCUGCACAGUGAGGGCAUUGCAGAUUCAAACUGCCAAUCUUUAGAUCUGUCCCUGGGGUUCCCAAUUUCAUCCCAGCUGCGCUUCAGACCACACACCGCAGCCUCUGCAGCAAUGCACCAGUAUGCACUGGGCCCCUGACUUACGUGGUGACAGAACUGCCUGUGACACAGAUGGGGCUUAAUAAGAGAGAGUUCUCAGAAUGCUCCCCAGAAUUCAGUUCCCACGAUCCCUGCUGGGAGAGGAGGAAAUGAUUGAAACUGAACGGGUAUAAAACCAAUCAAAGUCGACCUGGGAGAAUGCUACCGAGAACAAUCAGUGGCAAAUACUGUAUUUUCAUGGAAUAAUGAAAUACUCACCAUCCGGACUUCAUCGUCUUGUUUUGUUUUUCCUCUUUCUUUUGCCACUGUUUCUGAGGGUCAAGCAAAAUGUUUGGGGAAACCAUGGUUUUUUUCCGAGAAAGAGGUGAAGCUGGUGGGUCUGCUUCAGUCUACACGUCUUGUUGAGAAAUGACCUUUCGAGAGACGGUACUGUAAUGUGGCUCAGCUGUUGUGGAAAAUAUUUUAAUAAAGGGAACUUUGGGAAAGCCAA
Molecule: messenger RNA, 4135 nt
Organism: Hemicordylus capensis (graceful crag lizard)
Lineage: Eukaryota; Metazoa; Chordata; Lepidosauria; Squamata; Cordylidae
Gene: RASL12
Product: RAS like family 12
Exons: 6
Coding region: 579-1403 (274 amino acids)
Molecular function (GO): GTP binding; GTPase activity
Source: RefSeq, a predicted model, not a curated record